UGAGCUGCAGAGCGAGGUGUUUCUUCAGGCAAACAUUUGACACUUUCGAUGUUCCAAAUAUGUUAAAUUUAAACAGAAUCCGGAAGGAGAACCUGUGCAACCAUACUUAAGAACAGCGGUUCUAACUCCCAUCGUAGCUCUUCAAACCAUUCACAAAAUAUUCAUCUUUGGUGGGAAACUUUCGCCUCUACUUCAGAAAAACGAAGAUGUCUUAAUCAGCUUACACUAACGCUACGCACAACGUUAAUGAUAGGUCAUAUUACGGAUGUCAUUUACCUUAGAUCGAGGAAAAAAGGAUAACUGAUUGAAACUUCCCUCAGCGCACAGUUUUUUAAAGGAAAGAAACAAAGGCACAUGCGUUUAAGAGUUGACGUCCGAGGGUUAUUUAUUGUUGAGGAAAUGUUUAUGGCUUUUCUGUUUGAUGAACAGUUUUAAUCACUGAUAGAUGAAGCAGUAAGCCGUGUGGGAUGGGCUCGGAAAUCAUAUAGGAACAUGCGUAAUAGGUAAAUUACGAGCCUUGUAUGAAACGACUGAAGAAGAGUGAGUUUUAAUCACUGUUUCUUUCACAGCACAAAUCGCGGGAAACAGGAAACAGCAAUAAUAGUCAAUAUUUGGUCUAGUCAAAGGAGCUUGUUGCUAAGUUAGUUGUCGACACUACCUAUCUAUAAAAGGGAACGUCCAAGGUUCAGAAAAAUAUAGUCUUCGACACAUGACAUAUCUAACUAGAUCAUAACUAGACUGGUAUAUUACGUGCGGCAAGUUAAAGAUGAUCUCGGAUCCAAGCGUCAACGUUACUUUCUUCAAUACCUCGUUUGUGCCACGGCAACCACCACCAUGGAUCAUCACCAUCCCAGAGAGUCAGAGAAUAACAUUCAUAGUGUGUUACGCCUUGAUUCUGGUUUGGUCUGUUGUAGGUAAUACUUCCAUUAUUGCUAUUGUUGCCAGAAAUCCAUCGCUGCGAAGUACUAUCAACUAUCUGAUUGCCAACAUGGCUGCAUCAGACUUAGCAGCAUCAGUAGUCGUUACAGCACGUGUUUUCUCAAUCUUCCAUAAUCUGUCCAUGGAAUUUGAAGUUUCGGGAGUUUUAGGGAACAUGUUCUGUAGGUUAGCUCCUUACAUUCAAGACAUCUCGAUAUCUGUGUCAAUCCUCAGCAUAGUAGCCAUCGCAGUUGAUAGGUUUUACGCUGUUGUUUUCCCAAUGACACGAACACCUCGGCUUCUAGACCUCCGUGUCCUCUUACCAAUCAUUUGGUGCCUUUCACUGGGGACAUUUACAGUGCAUUUGGUAAACUUCAAACUGAUAUCCCCUAUCCAAGGCGUUGAUGUUUGUAUCCAAGAAUGGCCUACUGGAGUAGACUCAAUCAAGGCCAGUACCAUAUUUUACUUGAGCAUUUUCACUGUAUUUUGGUUGGUACCGCUAACAACCAUUGCCAUCUUGUACACCAUUAUUGCCCUAAAAAUGAGGCACCAGACAAUUCCAGGACAACAGUCAUCAGAUGCUGAACAAGCGAGGCGAAAACGAAACAAGAGUAUCGCAAAAAUGGCCUUUGCAAUCGUGUUUUUCUUUUUCUUGUGCUGGUUUCCGUUUCACACUAUUUCUAUCUUGAAGCUUGUCGUUUGGAAAGGAAGCAUCCCCAACGGUGUAGAUCCUCAUCUGUUGGUUACUUUUCAUGACACCACAACCAUGAUAUCUUACGUCAGUUUUGUAGUCAACCCUUAUGUUUGCCUUACGUUCAGUUCUAAACUUAGAAAAUGCUUCAGGAAUCUCUUCCCGUUUUCUCUCUGCUUCGCUACGAGGAUUAGUCCUCUUGGCGUAUCUUCCCAGUGGACUUCGAAUGGUACUUCGACAACGGGACAGCAAAAAAUGGUCAGGUUUAACAGGACUACUUCACAGGCUCACCGCGAAAACAAAUCCAAGACUGAUUCGCGUUAAGACUAUCAUCAUAUACUAAUCUACAACGUAUGGACAACACAGCAACACAAAGGCGAUGGUCAGUUUUAACAAGACACUUCAGAAGUCUACUAUACAAGAACACAUCCAAGAAUGAAUCACUUUAAGAAUAUCAUCAAAUUAUUGUUUACAACAUAUGGACAGCACAACAACGCAAGGCGAUGGUCAGUUUUAACAAGAACACUUCAGAAGUCCACUAUACAAGAACACAUCCAAGACUGAAUCCCUUAAAGACUGUCAUCAAAUUAGUGUAUACUACAUAGGGAAAACAUCUGGAUUUUUUGUGUAUUUUUGUUGAUUCCUUGUGCUUUAAUUAAAAGGCACUAUAGAUUCUUCGGCUUCAAGCUUUUUUGCUAGAUUUAAGAUCUCAUUCAAAUCUCAUUUUU
This is a messenger RNA of Actinia tenebrosa (Australian red waratah sea anemone), 2337 nucleotides long. Its product is annotated as QRFP-like peptide receptor. The record is from RefSeq and is a predicted model, not a curated record. Gene Ontology annotation, cellular component: plasma membrane. Gene Ontology annotation, molecular function: G protein-coupled receptor activity. Gene Ontology annotation, biological process: G protein-coupled receptor signaling pathway. NCBI's taxonomy places the organism in Eukaryota, Metazoa, Cnidaria, Anthozoa, Actiniaria, Actiniidae.